Cottoperca gobio is the source of this 2731-nucleotide messenger RNA. It is a transcript of the gene glis1a, whose product is annotated as GLIS family zinc finger 1a. The record is from RefSeq and is a predicted model, not a curated record. The transcript is spliced from 9 exons. Gene Ontology annotation, molecular function: RNA polymerase II cis-regulatory region sequence-specific DNA binding; DNA-binding transcription factor activity, RNA polymerase II-specific. The coding region runs from base 572 to 2389 and encodes 605 amino acids. Lineage: Eukaryota; Metazoa; Chordata; Actinopteri; Perciformes; Bovichtidae. Gene Ontology annotation, cellular component: nucleus. Gene Ontology annotation, biological process: regulation of transcription by RNA polymerase II.
GCGGUCACCAUGACAAUGUGCAUUAUAUUCCACAGUACGCGUUUAAAAGUUUGCUUUUUUAAAGAAAAGUUUGCGAUUAAACCCUCCGGUGCUCACCAGCCGCGGAAUAGUGUUAUAAAACAAAUCGUUGGUAAAAAAAAAAAUUCAGAUUUAACCAACAUGAAUUAUGAUUAAAUGGCUAACUGCUAGCUUGUCAGAGGAGACUUUUAACCUUUCCCGUGUGUUUGCGGACGAGAUGGUAACGUUACCUGGUCAAGAACAGACUGUCAGCAUCCCAAAUGUCUCUUUGAGAGGAUUACCUAACACCACAGCAGCAGGAUAAUAAGUGCAGCACAAGAGAUGACUGACCAUGCAGCAGUUUGGAACAAAUGACAGAAGAUUACACAUGCUGGGUUUUAGAUGAGAAGAUGCCAGCACUAGAAAAUGACCCUAAUUUGAUUACAUUUGAGAACUGAAAGAUGCUGUAGAUGGUUUUACCUCCAAUGGGUUCCUAAAGUUGCUCCAGCAGAAUCAGCAGCAGUGAUUUUACUUAAAGGAUCUCUUGGUGGAAGUCAGCGAGCGGGGGGCCAGGAUGUGGCCCCCUGACCUCGGGCCUCCAGAUGUCCAGCUGACUCUUCCUGGUUUUGGAAGUGUGUUUGAGGAUGCCGAGGACCUUCAGGCGCCACUGUCUACUGGUGGCUUCUGUCAGUCCUCGAUACAUUCAGGUGGUCUGGGCGUGUGCUGUCUCCCAAGGACUUCCCUGUCCCUGUCCUCGCUGGGCCGGGACCUCACCUCCCUGCUCAGCUGUAAGACAGCUGGAUCCCACAUAGAAAAGACAAUGGAGGACUUUGCCACCACAGGGCACACCGAUCCUAAAAACAACACCCAGAGGUUCAGUUGUUACCCCCAGCCCUCCCUCCCUUUAUCAUAUAUGCUCACCAGCUGUGCCACAUCUCCUCCUUUUGGCUCUCCACCCUCCUCUCUUUCCUCUUCCUCCUCCUCCUCAUCUUUAUUUUUCCCCUCUUCCUUACCUCUUUCUGAUGCACCUGGUGGUAACAAGACUCCUCACCUACAACAAAAGAUACAAGAAGAGUAUCACCCAAUAAAACAAGAACCGUCAGAUGAUUUCUCGCCAUGUAAGAGGGAAGCGUUUCAAAUCAACAACCAGCAGGGGGAGCUGUUCCAUGUGAGCCAGCCCCUCCGAGGUCAGGACAGCACCCCGCUUCAUUUCCAGAGGCUUAACGGAGCCAUAGGCCAGGACCCCACAGUGGACCAACAGGACCAGCUGUGUCACUGGAUCGACUGCAGUGCCACUUACAGCAGCCAGGAGGAGCUGGUGAGGCACAUCGAGAAGGUGCACAUCGACCAGCGCAAAGGGGAAGAGUUUUCCUGUUUCUGGGCCAGCUGCGUUCGACGCCACAAACCCUUCAACGCUCGCUACAAGCUGCUCAUCCACAUGAGGGUCCACUCUGGAGAAAAACCCAAUAAAUGCAUGUUUGAAGGCUGCUCGAAGGCGUUCUCACGUCUGGAGAACCUGAAGAUCCACCUGAGGAGCCACACAGGAGAGAAGCCGUACAUCUGCCAGCACCCCGGCUGCCUCAAGGCCUUCAGCAACUCCAGCGACCGGGCCAAACACCAGCGCACACAUCUGGACACGAAGCCGUACGCCUGUCAGAUUCCAGGAUGCACCAAACGCUACACCGACCCCAGCUCCUUACGAAAGCACGUCAAGGCUCAUUCAGCCAAAGGCCUCCAGGAGAGGGAGGUCAAGGUUCAGGUGCACACAAUGCUGGAAUCGGACAUUUUGAGCGAUUGUCUGGCGAGGCAGCAUCUCCACCAAGGAAGCGGCUCACCUUUACGCAGCUUAGAUGACUUCACAGGUGUGUACGCAAACAGCAGCUCCGUCCACAACAGGGCACAUUCUGAGUUCCUCCCUCCGUCAGCAGACACCUGCUCCAGGUAUCGAGGCUUGGAGGGAAACUUUGAUGCCAACAGCCCAAUAUCUUCACUCACCAGCGCAGGGAGCAUGAGAGAAGGGAACAGACCCUCAGCGCUGUUUAUGUCCGCUGACGUCAGCCCGGCGAGCUCCUCGUCAGACAGAGUGGACGUCCAGCUGCAGGGUUACCACAAAACCUACAACCACCAACAAGCAUUCACACAGCAGCAAGGAUGUCUGUACGGAGAAGGAAAGGCGCUUCAACCAGGCAGCAAUGGAGGCUUCGAACCCGCCGGUUACUUCGCAAACCCCUCCGCCCCUCACUCUGCAGGGUUCGACUUGUUGCAGGACCUGCAGGGUCAGGCGGGGGGCUGUUACUCCAUGUCUCCCUGCUCAGACGACAGCUUCCUCUUCCAGGCAGGAGGCGUCGACCGCUGCCUCAACCAGAUUUACUCCAUCUACCUGGACUCAUGAUGGGCCUCCCAGAACCAAGAAAACUGAAUCGGCGAUGAAUUUGUCUUCCUGAGGACAAAAUGCAGCAUGUAUGAUGUGUGGCGGCAGACAAUCGCAACAACAACGUGCAGUUGGUUCAAGGCGGAAGUUGGCAGAAUUGUUCUGGUUCUAUGUCAGUGCGGCGGGAAUAGCAGUGAAUUCUUUAUUCAGAGAUGACCACAGCAUUUGUGAUCUGGAUGAGGAAGAGCUUUUAUUAGGUGGAUAGUGAGGUCGCUGGCUCUCUGUUGAAACACCAACAUGUGAUCUUAUAAUGUAGCGGUUCCCAACCUUAGGUCGAGUAAAUGCAUCUCUUGGGAUAACAUA